AUGCUGAUGUUUCAGGUGUAUACGCAGCUCCCCUCAGCAGCUUACAAGAAAGACAUAUCGCCACCAUCAGCAAUCUAUCACAAAGACAAAUACUCACAGGUCUCUGCUGCUCCUGCUGCUGCUGCUGCUGCUGCUGCUGUGGUUGCUGCUGCUGUUGAUGCUGCUGCUGUGGUUGCUGCUGCUGUGGUUGCUGCUGUUGUUGCUGCUGCUGAUGCUGCUGUUGAUGCUGCUGCUGCUGAUGUUGCUGCUGCUGUGGGUACUGCUGCUGAUGUUGCUGUUGCUGCUGUUCAUGUUGCUGCUGCUAUGGCUGCUGCUGUCGUCGCUGCUGUUGUUGAUGCUGCUGAUGCUGCUGCUGCUGUCGAUGCUGCUGCUUUUGCUGCUGCUGCUGCUGCUGCUGAGGUUGUGUGGGUUGAAACUGCAAAGGCGUCAGACCCGCAGCAGCAGCAGCAGCAGCAGCAGCAGCAGCAGCAGGACGAGCCAACACCAGCAGCUGCAGCAAUAGAGCACGAGCAUGACCAUCAGCAUCCCCAGCAGCAGCAUCCCCAGCAGCAGCAGCAGCAGCAGCAGCAGCAGCAGCAGCAGCAGCAGCAGGGUUGUGUGUGUUUUUGUUUAGUGAUAAACGGCCUCAUCCAGGGGAAAGCCAUCGACGACCUCCUCGCCGAAACCGCCCCAGACGUUGCAGCCCGUGUUGAGCAGGUAGCAGCAGAACAAGCAGCAGCAGAUACAGGCGAGACAGAUGCAGCAGUAGCAGCAGCAGCAGCAGCAGCAGCAGCAGCAGCAGCAAGAGAAGCAGCAGAUGAAGACAUAACCCCAGAACAGCUCAUCAACAUCUCCAAGUUCGUGCCUCUCAGGCUCACCUAUGAAGAGCGUCUCUUUCUGCGCGAGUUGUUUAUAGUUUAG
Eimeria mitis is the source of this 900-nucleotide messenger RNA. RefSeq lists its product as uncharacterized. The record is from RefSeq and is a predicted model, not a curated record. The transcript is spliced from 3 exons. Lineage: Eukaryota; Apicomplexa; Conoidasida; Eucoccidiorida; Eimeriidae. The coding region runs from base 1 to 900 and encodes 299 amino acids.